AUGCCUCUCAACGCCGACGCUGUAUACUCCCGCUCAAAUGCGGACUAUGUCCCAUUUGCCAGUCGACGGAGUACAGUUCACAGUACCAAGGGAAUCAUAUCAUGCACUCAACCUCUAGCUGCUGCUGCGGGUCAUAAGAUCCUGAGCCAGGGUGGAAAUGCAGCGGAUGCCGCUGUCGCCGUGGCCGCCGGACUUAACAUGACCGAGCCCGGUUCCACGGGUAUCGGAGGUGACAUGUUCUGUCUCUUCUACAAUGCCAAGACAAAGAAGGUGCAUGCACUUAAUGGCUCUGGUCGAUAUCCUGGUAAAGCCACUUUGGAGAAAGUCCGAAAGGACCUCGGUCUCGCCCCUGGUGAGACGGGCAAAAUGCCCAUGCUGAAUGCUAUAUCUGUAACUACGCCUGGAGCAGCUGCGGGAUGGGUUGAUACAAUUCAGAAAUUUGGUAGCGGUUUGUUAUCGCUCGAACAGAUUCUUCAGCCUGCUAUUGAGAUGGGAGAGGAAGGGUUCCCUGUGUCGGAGCUUUCGUCUCAGGGUUGGAAUGUUGGCGAGCAAACUAUCCGCAAUGCAUCUCCUAAUUUCCGUGAAAUGUUGAAAGUCGACCAGUCAGCCAAAGAUGGUGUGCGAGCUCCGCGUCCAGGCGAGAUCAUGAAGAAUCCCACUCUAGCCAGUACCUUCCGCGCGCUCGCGGCCGACGGCAAGAACGGAUUCUACAAGGGCCGGAUCGCUGAAGCUAUCGUCAAGGUGGUGCAAGAUCAGGGUGGGUACAUGUCACUCGAGGAUCUAGCCUACCACGCCGAGAUCGGGACGCAGGAAGUCGACCCGAUCUCACUCAAGUUCACCGGCCAGGACAUCGUCUCCAAAGCAACACCCGGCACAGAUGGUGAAGCCAACCAGGGCAUCGAGAUCUGGGAGCACCCACCUAACGGCCAGGGCAUCGUGGCGCUAAUGGCACUCGGCAUCAUGGAGGAACUCGAGAAAUCAGGCAAGAUCCCCAAGUUCACCGAAGCCCAACAUAACUCAGCCGAGUACCUACACGCCGUGAUUGAGAGUCUGCGCAUCGCGUUCGCCGACGCAGCCUGGUGGGUCACAGAUCCAGACGUGGAGCGUGUGCCAUCUCAAGGCCUACUCGACCGCGCAUACCUCGCAGAGCGGGCGAAGCUGUUCACCCCCGAACGCGCAGCAGAUAUCAUGGACCAUGGCAGUCCGGCACACAACCACUGCGACACUGUAUAUUUCGCAGUGACAGAUAGUGAGGGCAACGGCAUUUCUUUCAUCAACAGUAACUACGAAGGGUUCGGAACGGCCAUCAUCCCUGCUGGCUGUGGUUUCACGCUGCAGAACCGUGGUGCCAAUUUCUCGCUGCAGGAAGGCCACCCCAAUGUCCUGGCUCCGAACAAGCGACCAUACCAUACCAUCAUCCCUGCCCUUAUUACUAAUGUCUCGGAUGGCUCCUUGCACUCCGUUUACGGUGUCAUGGGUGGCUUCAUGCAGCCACAGGGUCAUGUCCAGGUUUUGCUCAAUAUGCUUGCCUUCGGAUAUCAUCCCCAAGCAGCGCUUGAUUCGCCUCGCUUCUGUCUGGCAGCGCCGACGAACGAGACUACUGACCGCACGGUGUUGGUUGAAGAGGGCAUUAGUGAUGCUGCUGUGGAGGGUCUGCGUCGCCUUGGUCACAAGAUUGAGGUGUUAACUGGUUGGAAGCGGGCUAUGUUUGGUCGUGGCCAGGUCAUUCGCUCGUACUAUGACGAUGGGAAGCUGGUUUAUGCUGCAGGCAGUGAUCCUCGCGGCGAUGGAAUGGCGUUCCCUUUGCUGUAG
Molecule: messenger RNA, 1812 nt
Organism: Penicillium griseofulvum
Lineage: Eukaryota; Fungi; Ascomycota; Eurotiomycetes; Eurotiales; Aspergillaceae
Product: gamma-glutamyltransferase family protein
Exons: 4
Coding region: 1-1812 (603 amino acids)
Source: RefSeq, a predicted model, not a curated record